AUGGGGGGCUGUUCUUCAAUUCUGUUCAGUUUCUGGUGGCAUGCAGGUGUUUUUCCAGGUAUGUAUUGCUUAUCACCUCAGUUGCUCCUACCAAUGGAACGCAAAUGUGCGUUGCCUUUCAGUGUUAUAGAUGUGUCUGUCAGAUUGCAUGACACGUAUGUGCUACUUUAUGAACAUCUCCUUUUGAAAUCCGUUGGCUCCAGCACCGCUAUCACCACGUCUCUUUGUAAAAUGCAUCAUGUAGGCUCCAUCCACAUGACCUCCAUUGUUCACUUCCCCACCACCACCCAACCCCCUCCCUUCACCUUUGGAUGUCACCGUCCCCUAUUGGUUAAUGGAUGCAUCCGUCAGUAG
Molecule: messenger RNA, 354 nt
Organism: Trypanosoma brucei brucei TREU927
Lineage: Eukaryota; Euglenozoa; Kinetoplastea; Trypanosomatida; Trypanosomatidae
Exons: 1
Coding region: 1-354 (117 amino acids)
Source: RefSeq, a predicted model, not a curated record